AUGUUUUGCUCUUAUAAGUAUUGUGGAUUUUCAAAUAAAGCCUAAUCCGAUGGUGUUAUUUCGUGUCCAUUUUGCUAUUAGAUUAGGUAUUGCUCAUAAAGAUGUAAGGAUCUUGAUUGGACAAUUUCUCAUAAAUAAAAUUGCAAAGGAAAAUAAUAGAGGUAAUCAGAUAUCAAUGAUACUCAAUCUACUCUCAAAUCUAUUGGCAAGAACAUUGACGAUUUCGAAAUUAUAGUUAAAGAUGGGAAGUCUGAAUUAGGAAAAGGCAGUUAUGGUUAAGUCAAGUUAGUAAAGGAUCGUUAAAAUGGAUAGUUUUAUGCCAUGAAAAUAUUAAACAAAAAGAGAAUAUUUGAGUUUUGGUCAAUAGAUAACCUAAAAAGAGAAAUUAAAAUUCAAAGAAGAUUAGCUCAUCCACACAUUGUUAGAUUACAUCAUUAUUUUGAAGAUAAAGAAAAUGUCUAUUUGAUUUUGGAAUUAGCAGAUAAUGGGAGUUUAUUUUAAUAUAUAAGAAAAAGAAAAAGAUUACCAGAAAAAGAAGCCUUUGUCUAUUUUUUUUAAACUUGUUUAGGAAUUGAAUAUCUACAUAAGAAGAAUAUUCUCCAUAGAGACUUAAAGCCUGAAAAUCUACUCAUAGAUAAACAAGGAAACAUAAAAGUAUGUGAUUUUGGUUGGUCAGCUGAAGCCAAUUAAUCCACCAAAAGAACAACUUUCUGUGGUACUGUAGAUUACAUGGCUCCAGAAAUGAUACUUAAUAAACCUUAUGAUUUUAAAUUAGAUAUUUGGUGUUUAGGAAUUUUAUUGUAUGAAUUAGUUCAUGGAUAUGCUCCUUUUAAAGGAAAAUCCAAUCAAGAAAUUACCUAAAACAUAGUAAAUCUAUCAAUUAUAGAAUUUAAUCAAAUCUGUUCUUUCGAACUUAAAGAUCUCAUUUGCAAUAUCCUUAAAUUUAAUCCAGAAAACAGACUUUCUUUAUUGCAGAUAUUCGAACAUCCCUUUAUGAAGAGAAACUAUGAAAUUUAUAAAAUUGAUUUAAAUCAGUAUCUUAAUAAGGAGGAAAAAAUCGAUAAUAGAUCUCUAUCUCCAGUUUAGGAAUAAAUAAAAACAAGAAAUAGAAAUUUUGUACUGCCUUAACACAAUUCAUCUCAUGAAUUGAAUCACCCUCCAAUAUCGUAAACAUUUUCGAUUACAUAAAAAAAUUCUUUAGUUCUGAAUUAUAAAGUUACUAAUUAACCAACUACUGGAACAUCUACAUCGAUAUCAACUUAUUCUCAAGAAGAUGAAAUAAAGGCCAGAGUCAGUAGGGUUUCUUAAAGACAAUAACAAGCAUAUUAAUAAAGGGAAAUUGGUUCGCUGAGACAAUCCAAUAGUGAAAUUGGGUUCAUGGAUAGAGUAUUCUAAGCUUUAGGAUGUUUAAAUAGAGACAAGUAGCAAUAAAAUUAAUAAUUUUGA
Messenger RNA from Paramecium tetraurelia, 1446 nucleotides. RefSeq lists its product as uncharacterized. Lineage: Eukaryota; Ciliophora; Oligohymenophorea; Peniculida; Parameciidae. The record is from RefSeq and is a predicted model, not a curated record. Gene Ontology annotation, molecular function: ATP binding; protein kinase activity. Gene Ontology annotation, biological process: mitotic spindle organization; protein phosphorylation; regulation of cytokinesis. The transcript is spliced from 5 exons. Gene Ontology annotation, cellular component: chromosome passenger complex; spindle midzone; spindle pole centrosome.